AAUAUAUUGGGAACACAUAAGCUUCAGAUAACUAUCGGCUAAGUUAAGACACCGAUAGCCUUUUGUAACACUCACGCGACCUAUCGCUUAUCGAUAUCCUUCUCAGCUGUCUACAAAAAGAAAACAAAAAAAGACGACAUAAACAACACUAUGAAAAAUUGACAAUUUUACGAUGUUUAUGUUUCGAAAUUGCGCCGUACUGCUGGUGAUCGGCUCCGUCUGCUGCUUCAUCUUCGGCCUGUUCCACCUGUACGCGGAGGUGGAGCCAAAUGCCUGCCGGAUGACCUAUAUGUUCAGCGAGCCAUUGUUUGCCCCUGUUGGAGUAAAGAAUGGUGACCGGUACCCAAACUACGGCCUGUACUAUUACUACGAAGGCCUGCGACAGCCGGUGGACCCGCUGAAACGCAAGAUGACUGGAGCGCCGGUUAUUUUCAUUCCCGGCAACGCCGGCUCCUAUAAGCAAGUACGCUCCCUGGGCUCCGUGGCCCUGAGAAAAGCCAUGUCCGAUGAUGCCGGCAUCCGUUUGGAUUACUACACCAUCGACUUUGACGAGGAGUUGUCCGCACUCUACGGCGGCUACCUCCACCGGCAGCUGAGCUACCUGAAACUCUGCGUCCGCACCAUUCUAUCUAUUUACGAGGACCGCACCGAGCAGCCAUCGAUCGUUCUCAUUGGCCACUCCAUGGGCGGCAAGCUGGCGCAGUCGGUGCUAGUGGACCCGGCUAUUGGCCAGCACAUCAAUACGAUCAUCAGCAUCUCUACGCCCUUGGACAAGCCGGUGCUUAAUUUAGACGGGCAGCUGGAGACCUUCUAUGCCCAGACGGACGACGUACUGGAAAAGCUGCGCACUGCCACGGUGCCCACCAGUACGACCAACGUGUGUGAAAGCCUGCACCAGCGACCGCCGAGUGUGGUGCGAAUGGCCAGCCAGGAGAGCUCGGCGCGACUGGACAAUGUGCUGCUCAUUUCCACGGGCGGCGGCAAUAGGGAUCUACUUGUACGACCUGGGCUCACCACCUCCCGGUUCAACGAUUUGCACGCAAUGACCUCGGCAAUUCCGCGGGUGAGUCUCAGCUGCGACCACUUGUCCGCCGUGUGGUGCCUGCAGUUCAUGCAGGCCAUCAACCGCUUCCUGUUCAGUAUUGCCCACGUCCGCGAUGACCGCUCAUCGGUGGUUUUCGGCACCAACAAGCAGCGUAAUCUGCAGUCAGCCCUGGCCCACUUUGUGAAACCGAGAAGGCGUCAACAGAGCACUGUACACUUGGGAGUCAUUGGCAGCUGGCACGAAGAGAAGCGCCUGGUGAUCAACAAGUUCUUCACCAAUGGCCUGAAGGGCAUCUACUAUGAUCUAAUUGGACUGCAGCGCCAGGAGCGGUACAAGAAGAUGGCCAUCGAAGCAUUGAAUGUGGACGAUGAUGACUGGUUAUUUGGCUGCGCCGCCGAAGAGCACCACAAGACGGGGCAACUUUACUGCGAAAAGGCCACCUCGCUGAUGCAUCUCGUACAGCGAUUGCCCAAUGAAGAUCACGAUCCGCGCAGCAUUGCUAUUUUGGAUCUGCACAACCUGCGAAAGACCUACCUGCAGUGGACUCAUGUGGUGGUGCGUCUGCCGCCCAGUCAACGACGAACCGGCUACAAUCUGGACAUCUACGAUCCCAAAGAGCGGGUAUCAGACAUACGAAUGCCCCGCUGGUAUACCAUGGCCCGCCUGCCGCUGAUCAAUGAGACGCUCCAGGGCACGCUGCAUCAUCGCAUUCGCAUCGCUGAGAUGGUGGAUCCCUAUCAGAGCAUUCGGGUGAUUGUGGAGCCGCUGCAGUGCAUAAAUCCGGAAUAUCGAGUGACCGCCAGGCUGUGUGUCCCCUGGGCAGCAGGCUUUGAGCGCUACCAGACAUUGAAAUCGGUGGACCAGAAGCCGCAGCUGUUCGCCAAUGUGCCGACGCUGGUGCCGAGGCAUUACAAUACCACGCUGAACCCGGUGACACUCGAUCUGUAUCUGGAUCCCGUGUGUCGGUAUCGGAUCAGCUACGAGUACUCCUAUGCCUCGGCUCUAUCCCGCCUGGUGCUGGAGUUCUACGGCUGGCUGCCCGCCCACCUAGCCUGCGUCCUGUUAAUCGUGCUGAGAAAGCAGGUCCAGCUGUUUCACGAGGUGGGAAGCUUCCGCAGCCUACGUCCCUAUGUCGGCUAUCUGCAGUACACCUCCCUUUAUGUGGUCACAGGCUGUCGCCUGCUGAAGAAACUGAUCAUUACAAGCCGGAUCUUGCCAGAACCAGAGAAUCUGGACUAUAGCAUCAAUGUGUCCAUUGUUAUCCACUGCGCGGCUAUGGCCCUGUCCCUCUUGGCCACUCUGUGCACCUGGCUGGCUCUGACGCUCUACGGCAAUGCCUUCUACCGCGUUGCCCUGCGGCUCACCCGGCUAUCGCAGGCCAGCUCCAACAUAAUGAUCUCGAUAAUGACCAAUUUGCCGAUCACGUAUGGCAUCCUGACCAUUGCCACGGCCGUGGGCUCGUGUAGCGGUAUAGCCUUGCUCUUGGCCUUUGUUUUCUACUUUCUGAUCCUGUCGAAUGCCUACAAGGAUUAUCUGGAGGAUUUCCUGUGGCAGAAGGCGGCCAAUCUGGUGCGAGGAAAGCCGGCGGCAGUGGCUCAGGAUGAUGUGACAGAAGGAGAACAGAAACGAAAUGAAGAUCAGCUGCAAGAGAAGGAAGGGAAUGAGGAGAAUGAGGAGGAGGAGGAACAGAAAGGCGAGGAAUCGGAGCCUUGCCUGGGCCUUCAAAACUUUUCCUUUCAUGUCACCCUGCUCCUGAUGCUGCUCAUGAAACUUCUGCUCAAUGCUCCCAGUAGCUUAGCCUGGCUGCGCAGUCGCCGCCACGGAAUAGCGCUCCCAGAUCCGAAUCUGUAUACCAGCAUUGUGGUCUUAGGCUCUCUCAGCCUGCUUUUGCAAUUGCGAGCGCCUCAAAAAUGCUCCGGCUACUGGAUGCUUUCCAUCGUGCUGUACUUCCUGGCCGGCAUUGUGCUGCUGUACUGUCAGGCCGCCAUCUACAGGCUGAACUAUGUGCUGGCCGCCGCAUUCGCUCUGCUGGCGUUGCACCAAAGUCUUUGGAUACUUUGGCGUCGUGUUGCUGGAAUCUAGUCUCAUUUCUCUGUUCUCCAUGUGUUAAUUUGUUAUUUAUUGCUAUGGAUUAGUCAAUUCAGCCCCUCCUCGCGUAUUGCGCAAGAGAUCACGUCUGCUUGGUGCAUAUAAGCCAAAAUCCAGAUCCAGAUCGAGAUCUGCGUCCUAACGGGAAGUCCAAAACUGGGCACAUGCACGGAAUGGGCGUUGCUCUCGUGCGUAAUGCACGUAUUAAUUGUUUUUUACGCCUACCCGCGAGACGGCGCUUUUGGUCAUCAUCGUUUGUAUAUCGUCCAUACAGGUGGCAGUCACGACAACAAUCUCCAUUUGAGUGAAAUGUGUGAAAAUGCCAUAAGCACCAACACGCCAGCCGUUACACUAGUAAUUUCCUUUUAGCCACAAAAGACCAAAGACUUAACUAAUAGUCGAUAUAUAUUUAUUUUGUUUACUGUCAGACUUAUUUGUUGAUUAUUGUAGUGUCUUUGCAUAAAAUUCUCUGUUCAAAAUCAA
This is a messenger RNA of Drosophila serrata, 3616 nucleotides long. RefSeq names its product GPI inositol-deacylase (gene PGAP1). The record is from RefSeq and is a predicted model, not a curated record. Gene Ontology annotation, biological process: endoplasmic reticulum to Golgi vesicle-mediated transport; GPI anchor metabolic process. Gene Ontology annotation, cellular component: endoplasmic reticulum. Gene Ontology annotation, molecular function: phosphatidylinositol deacylase activity. NCBI's taxonomy places the organism in Eukaryota, Metazoa, Arthropoda, Insecta, Diptera, Drosophilidae.